UCAUGCAAUAAUUCUAAGUCUCUAAAAACAAACAAAUAGGUAAAGUAUUCCAGUAUCUAAAAUAGCUAAUCCAACACAAUUAUACAAUCAAUUCUAAGUUCGUUCACCUUUCACUAAUGUUGAGAAUAAGAGUUUAGUGUAAAAGACAGCCAGUGAUAUGGAAAUGGUCAAUAAACCUGUGGCUCCAACAAAGCAAUUGACACAUUAAUAAACACCAAAUGCAUCUGAGUAUAAGAUAUAAUUCAAGGUUGGAGGAGGAAGAUAGCCACAAAAGGAUGAUUCCAAUUAAUUUAAUUCAUAAACUACUCCAUUUAUUCCCAUGAGUCCAUAAUAAAGACAUGAGAAUACUUAGAUUUUGCAAUCUCCUUAAAAUCGUCAACCAUAUUUGCUUUCUCCUUAACAUUAACUUUAGUCUCCUUAAAUUUAAUUCUAAUCUCCCAAUAAUAGAGAUUAGAAAUAAUAACAUUAUUUUUCAUAAGUACAAGGACAAUAAUAACCUAAACAAAUUGCUCAUUCAUCUUCUUUUGUUUAACCAACAUUAAUGUAAUAAAACUAAUAAAAAAUUGUUAAUUAUACCAAUACAUUUGCACUUUAAGAAGAAUUAAAAUGUUUACAAUAAUCAAGUGUUAAAAUGACUUAAGAAAUUUAGAAGUUGGAAUCAGAAGCAUAAAGAGUUUAAUCAGCUUAAUUAAUAAAAGAAUUGGAUGAUAAGAUUAAAUUACUAAAUUAGAUGAAUAAAUAAUUGCAACUUGACAAUACAGAAUUAAUGAAAGUACCUGAUGUGAUGGCACUUAGAGAUCUUAUAGUCAAAUAUUAAAAUGAUAGAAAGAUGGCUUAUAAUUAAUUGGCAAUUAUAAAAGCUGAAAUUCAGAAUUAUAAUGUACGUUGCUAAGAUUUAGAAACAAAGAUUAAGAUUGAUACUACAUAAGAAUUGAAUGAUUUGGUUUAAGAUUUGGAAAAUAAAGUGUAAACUUUAAUUUUAGAGAAUGACAGAAUAAAUUUAUAAUUGAAAAAUUCAAAUAAUGUUGUUAAUACAAUAUAGAAAUAGAAACAUGAAAAUGAUCUUGUAAAAGAGAAAUUAAUAAAAAGUAGAAAAGAAGAAGAAGCUUUAAAAUAAUCAUAUCAAAAAGAGGAAAUGAAAUUGAAAUUAUAUGAGGAAUGUAAUGAUAAAUUGAAAUUACUUUAAGAUGAAAAUAAAAGAUUAUAAUAAAUAUUAAAUGAAUCAGAAUUAACUUAAAAUGAUUUAAAUAGUCUUUAAGAAAAAGUAUAAUAAUUAUAAUAAUAUAAUAGAUAUUAGUAAUAAAAUAAGAUAACGAAAGAAUGAUGAAAUAACUUAAGAAUAGAUAAUGA
Messenger RNA from Paramecium pentaurelia, 1350 nucleotides. NCBI's taxonomy places the organism in Eukaryota, Ciliophora, Oligohymenophorea, Peniculida, Parameciidae. The record is from the annotation of a GenBank genome assembly.